Messenger RNA from Fomitopsis serialis, 3113 nucleotides. RefSeq lists its product as uncharacterized. Gene Ontology annotation, biological process: interstrand cross-link repair; double-strand break repair via nonhomologous end joining; protection from non-homologous end joining at telomere. The record is from RefSeq and is a predicted model, not a curated record. The transcript is spliced from 6 exons. Gene Ontology annotation, molecular function: 5'-3' DNA exonuclease activity; damaged DNA binding. Bases 1 to 2997 code for a protein of 998 amino acids. Lineage: Eukaryota; Fungi; Basidiomycota; Agaricomycetes; Polyporales; Fomitopsidaceae.
AUGCCUCCGGGGACACCGUACGGCUCGUUUGUUAAGAACUACCGAAUUCGCGUCGACGAUUUCGCUGGGACGACGGAGAAGGUCGCACUGCACCUUCUGUCACACACGCAUACAGACCACUUGACUGGGCUGUCCGCUCAGUCAUUCGGGCAGGUGGUCGUGUGCUCGCAUGAUGCGAAAGAAAUGCUAUUGCGACACGAAGUGCACAACGAGCGCGCUCUGAAGGAUAUGGACUUGCGGGCAGAGAAGAUCAGAACGUUCAAGCACCUGAAGGUAGAACCGAGGAGGUUUCAAGACGGUACGGUCUACUACACAGGCUCAAGGGACCUCCUGAGAGCAGUUCCCUUGAACACACCCACCAAGGUCACACUCAGCGACGAUGAACACAUCGUUGUGACUUUAUUCGAUGCAAAUCACUGCCCAGGCGCAGUCAUGUUCCUCAUUCAAGGCGACAGAGGCACGAUCCUGCACACCGGUGACUUCCGGGCGGAACCGUGGUUCCUGGAGUCGUUAACGAGGAAUCCGCUCCUCCAGCCCUUUCUGGCACUGCCGGACGCAAUGACGGGAGAAGCAACAACAAGAAGGAGGUCGAGCGUGGUCUGUCAGACGCUUGAUGCGAUCCAUCUAGACACCGCAUGUCUCCUAAGUACAAUUAAUGUGCCCGCGAAGGCUGAAGCGACUGCGGGAUUAGUCUCGCUAAUGUCGCUGCUUCCAUCGACGACACUGUUCUUCAUCAAUUCAUGGACCUGGGGUUACGAAGACAUUCUCAAAGCCGUCGCACGCGCGUUCGACAGUCAGAUUCACGUCGACCGCUACAAGCACAGCGUGUAUACGAGUAUCACCGGUGAUGCUUUUCUGAAGCAUAUCAUUACAGCGGAUGCAGGCAGCACGCGGUUCCACGCCUGCGAACGCUUCAACCGGUGCGAACAUGUCAGUGUCGACGGGAAUGGCGGGCGCGCACCCACCGCUGCGGCUAAUGCCGGGCCUAGCCUGAGCAGCGCCGGGAAGCACGUCGUAUACGUCAACCCAGUCACGAUGGGUACCGCGGGGUGGGAGCUGUAUGUGAAGGACACCAGAGAGAAGAUUCAGUCCGGCGAAGUUAUCAACCACUUGCUCGUUCCGCUCUCACGACAUUCCCCUCUUCCCGAGCUGCGAGCUUUUGUGUCCCUGUUCAAGCCCAAGGAGCUCAUUCCCAACACCCUCGACCCGGCGCUCAAGGGCCUCGACUGGGCGUGCAUGCCCGAGAUGUUCUCCGGCUGCCUUUCCUCGGAAAGCUCUACGGCUUUCAGACCUGAAGCAGACUGUUAUAGUGUCGAUAUGCGCGAGAUGGCCCACGAGCUCUUCUCCGACGAAGAUGCUGGGGCAGACGUCGCGCUCAAGAACCUGGAAGGCGACGGCGCGCGUGAACUUGCCGACCGGUGGGCGGAUAGUGGAAAGUUUAGGCGGAAGCUCGCAGUGAUGCAUCAGUACCUCAGAGGGAAGGAUCGCACGGUCGUGGAGCGGAUCAUGGAGGGAGGAAAGGAUGCAGUUCUCGACUCCGAACCACCUUCAUCGGACGCAGAUUUUACCAAGCCGGUUGCCUCUGCGAACGAACAGCAACCUCUCAAACCGAAGCGGACCUUCGUAGGCCGCGCCACGGCUGAGGAGACAGCGCGAGCGAUGGCGCGUUUGCGCUCGAUGCCUCGUAUCUUCACCGAGCCGGGCAGUGACGAAGACACCGAGGAUGAGGACGCCGAAGAGCAGAGAGCAAGGACGGCUCACCAGUUGUUCGCUGCGCAAGCCGGCAUCUACGAUGAUCCAUUCGGGGCCUCUCUCCGAAGUUCAUCGCCGCUCCUGUCCAGUCCGCGGGGUACGCCCAAGAAGCGAGUGAAGAACGAAGGCUCGCCUCAUACUUCAAUUGUUGCCCCCGCUGGACUUCUCGCGACACCCUCGUCAAAGGCCGGCUCGCAAGGUCAUUCGUCGAGGACACCACGACGAACACGCCUUUCCCGACCUGAUGGCCCCGUCCCUCCUGUCUUCCACAAGAAACAUCCUCAUACACCACCAAGCGGUCAACAUAGCGUGUCCGCGAACACGAUGGAACGACGAUCCGUCGAACUAGCCACCCAGAGUCCUCGUAAGCGCAAGGAACCACCUUUGCCUACUUCCCUCACAGAGCCACGCACACCUUCCACAUCUCACAACCGAUAUAAAGCACCAGUGACACCCACUUCUGCAGCUCGGCCCGUAAAGUCGCCUCGACACAGCCCCAAUUCGCCCCUGACGAAUAGACAAAACCUUACCGAUCGCCCGCCUUGUUCAUCUCCGACUCCUACAACCACAGUCAAACGACGUAAGCUAGAGACAUCCGUCGACCACACAAGACUCGCAGCCUGCAGUUCGGUCAAGCCUAAAUCGUACACAGCACUCACUAUAUCUCGGCAACCGACGAAGGACCCACUGCCUGCCCUCUUCCCUGCAGCACCGCAAGUCAAGACCAAUGAUGAAUCGGAAGACGACUCCAGGCAAUUCCGCAAGCUAUCAGCGAAGAGUACGUUCAUGUGUGAGCCUUCCGGCCAGGCGACAUCUAUCAACGACCCGCAAAAGGCAAAGAAGCUAGCAUUGAGGCUUGAACGCGAAAUCACAAAAGAGAAGCUCUUCCAGGCCCGGCCAGACCUUGCGACCAAAAGGUACAUCGUCAAGCGUGAGCGCAGACUGUCUCGUGCACAACGUGAGCCGGGCGAUGUGCGGCAAAUACGUGGGCUACGGUCCGAAGCUACAGCGUGCACCGAAGAGGGCUUGAGCGUCCGUCGGUCUGCCAGCAAGUUGUACACGAGCACAACGCGAGUUUUGAACCAGCUACCAUCGCAAGACCAUGAAGCCGAUGGCGCAGCUCAGAUCAACAGAGAACGCAGCCGUUUACUAGCGGAACAGUUCAAGCAAGAGAUCGCCAAGGGCAAGAGACCCGGCCUGGUCAUUCCGCGAAUGCAAUGCCUUGAAAGUCAAGAGGAGACCUAGCCAACAGUGCACAAGGACGAUUCUCCCAGUAUUGUUAUUCAAUAUGUAUGCCUUAGUAGCGAUCCUACUUACCGGCGCGACCGUAAUGGUAGUACUUACGCAUUCCUGUGGUAAGU